Ilex paraguariensis (yerba mate) is the source of this 2154-nucleotide messenger RNA. The record is from the annotation of a GenBank genome assembly. Lineage: Eukaryota; Viridiplantae; Streptophyta; Magnoliopsida; Aquifoliales; Aquifoliaceae.
AUGACGUCAUUUUCCGUCCUAUUCCCCGGCGUUAUCUGUAUAUUUUUGUUGGGUUUCAUCUAUUUUUCCGGCAAUGUCAUCGCUACCACUGAAUUCGACUUUGGAACCUUGACUCUGAGUAGUUUAAAGCUCAUCGGCGAUGCCCACUUGAGCAAUGGGAGCGUGAUGCUCACCCGUGACCUCGCCGUUCCUAACUCCGGUGCCGGGAAAGUUCUAUAUUCCAAACCCGUAAGAUUUCGGCAACCUGGGAGUAAUGCUCCGGCCAGUUUUUCAACAUUCUUCUCGUUCUCAGUCACCAAUUUGAAUCCAUCUUCGAUCGGCGGUGGACUCGCUUUCGUCCUCUCGCCGGACGACAUGUCGCUCGGCGACGCCGGAGGAUACCUCGGAAUCAUGGACCAAAUGGGCACCCAAAACGGUGCUUUAGCGGUUGAGUUUGACACUCUAAUGGAUGUUGAAUUCAAGGACAUUAACGGAAACCAUGUGGGUGUGGAUCUAAACUCCAUGGUUUCCACACAGAUUGGUGAUUUGGAGACCAUUAAUGUGGAUCUCAAAAGCGGUGACCUGGUUAACUCGUGGGUCGACUACUCCGGCUCAACUGGGUUCUUCAACAUAUCGGUCUCAUACUCUAAUCUCAAGCCCAAAGAGCCACUCUUAUCAUUCACUCUUGAUCUUGAUCAAUAUGUGAACGAUUUCAUGUUUGUUGGGUUUUCUGGGUCGACUCAGGGAAGCACCGAGAUCCACAGCAUUGAGUGGUGGAGUUUUAGCUCUUCUUUUGAUACGACAUCGAAAUCCGGGGGAUCAUUGUCAUCCUCGUCAACACCUCCGCCUCCAACGGCUAGUUUGAUGAACCCAACGGCCGAUUCUGUAAACUCACCACCACCUUCAUUGGCACCAUCUGAAUCUAAUAGAAGUUCUACAUUACAUGAAAAGACUAGUGGUAGUAAGUGUCAUAACCAAUUGUGUAAACAAGGUCCAGGGGCUGUUGUUGGGGUUGUAACAGCUGGGGCUUUCUUUUUAGCCUUUUGUGCUCUGGGUCUCAUAUGGUUAUACUCCAAAAAAUUCAAGAAUGUGAAAAAGUCUGAAACUUUGGGAUCGGAGAUCAUCAAAAUGCCGAAAGAAUUCAGCUAUAAAGAGCUCAAAUUAGCCACAAAAGGGUUCAAUUCAACACAGAUUGUUGGGCAUGGUGCUUUUGGGACAGUGUAUAAGGGGAUAUUACCCGAUAAUGGUGACAUUGUGGCGGUGAAGAGGUGUAGUCAUAGUGGACAGGGGAAGCAAGAGUUUUUAUCAGAAUUGUCCAUAAUUGGUACUCUUAGGCAUCGAAAUCUUGUUAGGCUUCAAGGUUGGUGCCAUGAGAAAGGCGAAAUUUUGCUAGUUUAUGACUUGAUGCCUAAUGGGAGUCUCGAUAAGGCAUUGUUUGAAUCCAGAAUGACUUUGCCAUGGCCUCAUAGGCGAAAAAUUUUGAUGGGUGCUGCCUCUGCUUUGGCUUAUUUACAUCAAGAAUGUGAAAAUCAGGUAAUUCAUAGGGAUGUGAAGAGUAGUAACAUUAUGUUAGAUGAAGGGUUCAAUGCAAGGUUGGGUGAUUUUGGGUUGGCAAGGCAAAUUGAGCAUGAUAAGUCACCGGAUGCGACGGUGGCUGCCGGAACAAUGGGGUACUUGGCUCCUGAGUACUUGUUAACAGGACGGGCUACUGAGAAAACUGAUGUGUUUAGCUACGGAGCUGUGGUACUUGAGGUGGCUAGUGGAAGGAGGCCAAUUGAGAAAGAAGUUACUGGGGUAGGCAAAUUUGGUGUUAGUACUAAUUUGGUUGAGUGGGUUUGGAGUUUACACAGAGAAGGGAGGUUGUUAAUGGCUGCUGAUUCAAGGCUUGAUGGAGAGUUUGAUGAGGGAGAGAUGAGGAAGGUGUUGCUUGUUGGAUUGGCUUGUUCUCAUCCUGAUCCAAUGGCUAGACCCACAAUGAGGGGUGUGGUUCAAAUGUUGGUGGGUGAGACAGAAGUCCCUGUUGUUCCAAGAACAAAGCCUUCUAUGAGUUUCAGCACCUCUCAUCUGCUACUAAACUUGCAGGACAGUGUGUCUGACUUGAAUGGUAUGAUCACCAUCUCCACCUCCUCAUCGGAGCAGAGCUUUAAUGGCGGUAGUGUGGUGGACCUAGUCUGA